AUGCCUGCAUUAGCAGCAGAUCCUGUUUUACUAUCCCUUUUUUCGAAUAGGUUUAUGGCUGUGGCAGAGUCUAUGGGAAGAUCACUACAACAAACAUCCAUAUCUACCAACAUUAAAGAGCGACUAGAUUUCUCAUGUGCCAUCUUUGCUGCUGAUGGAUCUCUCAUUGCCAAUGCACCACAUCUACCAGUGCACCUAGGUAGCAUGAGUUUUGCUGUCAAGUACCAAGCUGAUCAUUUACACGAACUUGGUCAGGGAUCAUUUAAACGUGGUGAUGUCGUAUUGGCAAACCAUCCAUCUGCAGGUGGAAGCCAUCUACCAGACAUGACGUGCAUUACGCCCGUCUUUGCCCCAGAUCGUGAUGAAAUUAUCUUCUUUACUGCAAGCAGAGGGCAUCAUGCAGACAUUGGUGGAAUUCUUCCAGGAUCUAUGCCCCCUAACAGUACGAAUAUUUUUGAAGAGGGUGCUCAGAUUCGCUCCUUCAAAAUCGUGUCAGAGGGUGUGUAUGAUCGAGAUGGACUUGUACGAGUGCUCGUUGACGAACCCUCUAAGUAUGCAGGAUGCUCUGGUACACGAUGCUUCCGUGACGUCGAGAGUGACCUCAAGGCCCAGAUUGCAGCCAACCACAAGGGCAUUCAACUCCUGAAUGACCUUGUAGAGGAAUGGAGUCUAGAGACAGUUCAAACAUACAUGACGCAUAUUCGCGAGAAUGCCGAACUGUCGGUAAGAAAUUUGCUACGACGUGUAGCGGCCAUCCAAAAUGCAACAGAACUACAUGCUAUCGACUACAUGGAUGAUGGAUCACCGAUCGAAUUGCAUAUUACUAUCGAUCCCCAGACCGGAUCCGCUGUCUUUGAUUUUGAUGGCACUGGUCCUGAGGUUUGUGCAAACCAUAAUUGCCCAACAUCUGUUGCUUACAGCGCCAUUAUAUAUGCGCUUCGAUGCAUGGUCUCUGAAGAUAUUCCCUUGAACCAAGGAUGCUUGGCUCCUAUUGAUGUCCGCAUCCCGCAGGGAUCAUUGCUGAGCCCAUCAGAUACAGCUGCUGUGGUUGGAGGUAAUGUACUAACGAGUCAGCGCAUAACGGAUGUCGUAUUUCGCGCUUUUGAAGCUGCAGCUGCGAGCCAGGGUGACUGUAACAACCUGACCUUCGGUACAGGUGGAAACGAUGAGACUGGCCGCCUUAUCGAAGGCUUUGGGUAUUACGAAACCAUUGCUGGUGGCUCGGGGGCAGGACCCUCAUGGCACGGCACGAGUGGUGUACACACACACAUGACCAAUACACGUAUCACUGAUCCAGAGAUCUUUGAGCGACGGUAUCCCGUAUAUCUUCGUCAAUUUGGAUUGCGCUCAGGUUCUGGCGGUAGGGGACACUUCGUUGGUGGCGACGGUGUGAUUCGUGACAUUGAGUUUCUGGAGCCUCGCAUGCAAGUGAGCAUCCUAUCUGAGCGACGUGUACAUCGCCCAUAUGGCCUGCAAGGUGGUGAACCAGGUUCGAACGGAGUGAACUUGUGGAUCAAGCAGCGACGCGAAGAAGAUGGUGACUUAUUGGAGCCUGAUAGAGACGGACAUUUGCCCCCUCGCGUCAUCAAUUUGGGUGGUAAGGCUACCGCUCAGUUCGGCAUGCAUGACCGGAUUGUUGUGUACACACCUGGCGGAGGAGGUUUUGGCACGCCAGGGCAUCAAGAGGCGCGCGCGUCGCCACGUCCAACACCCUUGCCAUAUCGUGGAAGUGUUGUGGACUGGCAGUCACGGCAAGUUAGUGCAUAA
Malassezia restricta is the source of this 1767-nucleotide messenger RNA. RefSeq names its product 5-oxoprolinase (ATP-hydrolyzing). Gene Ontology annotation, cellular component: cytosol. The transcript has a single exon. The record is from RefSeq and is a predicted model, not a curated record. Bases 1 to 1767 code for a protein of 588 amino acids. Gene Ontology annotation, biological process: glutathione metabolic process. Gene Ontology annotation, molecular function: 5-oxoprolinase (ATP-hydrolyzing) activity. Lineage: Eukaryota; Fungi; Basidiomycota; Malasseziomycetes; Malasseziales; Malasseziaceae.